AUGCCUCCCAAGAAGAGAAAUGAUGCAGCAAUUAAGAUUGAAGAUGUUGGGAUUGACGUUGAUGCUGUGUUAGACACUGGAAGUGAAGAAGAGGCCAGGAAAAGAAGUAAAAACAGAAGAGUCAAACCUCAACGUAAAACCAAACCGGUCAGUGAUGAUGAGGAGGAUGAAGAGAGUGAGGAUGAGACACCGAGGAAGAGAGGAAGGAGGAAGAAGGCCAAGGUUUGUGAAAGCGAUGAAGAGGAUGAGGAGGAAAACAGGAGUGUGAAAAGCAAAGGUUCAAAAGCUUCCAAAAGGAGGAAAGCUACUAAGGAGGAGAGCGAUGAAGAGAGUGAAGAGGAUCAAGGGAGGAAGAAAAAAGGGAGAGCAGUGUCCAAAAAGGAGAAAGAGCAACAGAAUAAGGAGAAGGAGAGGAAUGCUAAAGGAAAAGGAGAGAAGGAUAAAGGUGGUGAGAAGGACAAAAAAAAGAAGAAUGGGAAGAUGAGCAGUUCUUCUUCCUCCUCUGAAUCUGACGAAGAAUCUUUGUCGGAGGGAGAGAUGGAAGCCCUGAAGGAACAGGUAGAGGAGAAGAAGAAACUGAUCGCCACACUGAGGAAUAAACCUUGGCGUAUGAAGAGGAGACUCAUAUUGCUCAAGGAGGCCCAGGAGUUUAUUGAAAAGUUUGAAGGGGCUCUUGGGAAAGGAAAAGGCAGGAAGCUGUAUGCGUUCAAAGUCAUGAUGACCAAGAAACUUAUCAAGUUUAAACGUGACUUUGAGAACUUCAAAACAGCCUGCAUACCCUGGGAGAGAAAGAUUAAAGAAGUAGAAAGUCACUUUGGGUCAUCUGUGGCAUCGUAUUUCAUUUUUCUGAGGUGGAUGUAUGGUCUGAAUCUGGUUCUGUUUGGGCUCAUGUUUGGCCUGGUGGUACUUCCUGAGGUUCUCUUGGGUCUUCCCUAUGGCUCCAUUCCUAGGAAAACUGUGCCCCGAGACGAGCAGGCUACAGCCAUGGACUACUCUGUGCUUCUUGAUUUUGGUGGAUACUGCAAGUACUCUUUUUUAUUUUAUGGCUACUACAACAAUGCACCAACACUUGGGGGGCUGCACUACAGACUCCCUCUUUCAUACCUGCUGGUGGGCGUCGGCAUCUUUGGAUACAGUCUGAUGGUUGUUAUUAGAACGAUGGCUCGUAACUCAAAUGAGGGAGGGGACGGGGGAGAUGAGGGAGAUUUCACCUUUAGCUGGAAAAUGUUCACUAGCUGGGAUUACCUGAUAGGAAACCCUGAAACUGCAGACAAUAAGUACGCCUCCAUCACCACCAGCUUUAAGGAAUCCAUUGUUGAUGAACAGGAGAACCAGAAGGAUGAGAACAUCCACCUCCGUCGCUUCCUCAGGGUUCUUGCAAACUUUCUGAUCCUUUGCUGUCUUGGAGGCAGUGGAUACCUCAUCUACUUCGUGGUGAAACGCUCUCAGGAGUUCGCUAAUGUGGAACAGAGCAAGCUCACUUGGUUUGAAAAGAAUGAGGUGGAGUUUGUGAUGUCUCUGCUGGGUUUGGUGUGUCCUCCUCUGUUUGAGACCAUUGCUGAGCUGGAGGACUAUCACCCUCGUAUUGCCCUCAAGUGGCAACUGGGACGCAUCUUUGCCCUCUUCCUGGGGAACCUUUACACCUUCCUCUUUGCCUUGUUUGAUGAGGUUACUGCCAAGUUGGAGAGUGAAAAAUCCAUCAAGAACGCCACAGAAUGGGCUUUGAAGCAGCACUAUGCCAAUUACAGCUCACACUUUAACACCACAGACGUGCCUCCUCCCAAUGUCCACCCUGCAGACGUCAUCAGGGGGCCCUGCUGGGAAACUGCAGUAGGAAUAGAAUUUGUGAGGCUGAUUGUCUCGGAUGUUCAGGUGACCUAUUUAACCAUCCUGAUUGGUGACUUCCUGCGAGCUGUCAUUGUCCGCUUUCUCAACUACUGUUGGUGCUGGGACCUGGAGGCUGGAUUUCCUUCAUAUGGAGAGUUUGACAUCAGUGGAAAUGUGCUUGGGCUUAUCUUCAAUCAAGGAAUGAUAUGGAUGGGCGCAUUUUAUGCUCCAGGUCUGGUGGGUCUGAACGUUUUGCGUCUCCUGACCUCAAUGUACUUCCAGUGCUGGGCAGUUAUGUCCUGUAAUGUUCCUCAUGAGCGAGUCUUUAAGGCCUCACGGUCCAACAACUUCUACAUGGGCCUACUCCUACUUGUGCUUUUCCUCAGCCUGCUGCCUGUAGUCUACACUAUCAUGACCUUGUCUCCAUCCUUCGACUGUGGGCCAUUCAGUGGCAAAGAGAAUAUGUAUAUUGUGGUUAUGGAGACUAUAGAACAGGAUCUACCUGCCUUCAUAGGGAAUAUUUUCUCCUAUGCCACUAACCCUGGACUCAUCUUGCCUGCUGUUCUUCUCAUGGUGUUGGCUAUCUACUACCUGAAUACAGUGUCAAAAGGAUACCAACAAGCAAACCUGGACCUUAAAAGGAAAAUGCAAAUGGCUCGAGACGAGGAGAAGAACCGCAGGAACAACAAGGACAGCACUAAUCAAGUGAUGAAAGACUUGGAGGACCUGCUGCCAGACAAGACUUUAAUCCCGCCUCCCACUAAGGAAGAGCCACCCCCACCUGAUGUCGUAAUUGAGAAGGGCAGCAAGUCUCCCAAAAUGAAGCCAGGUACAGCAACAAAUGGGAAAGGGGUUAAUCUGCAAAAAGAAGUGUCACUGGCUGCACCUAACCCCAGAGGGCCAGUGACCCGUGCCCCAGGACCAAGAGGGGGGCCUGGAAAUGCCAGGGGGCCUCAACCUGGGCCUGGAAGAGGAAGAGGUCGAGGUGGGCCUCCGAGAAAAUAA
This is a messenger RNA of Scomber japonicus (chub mackerel), 2832 nucleotides long. RefSeq names its product transmembrane channel-like 2b (gene tmc2b). Bases 1 to 2832 code for a protein of 943 amino acids. Gene Ontology annotation, cellular component: plasma membrane. Gene Ontology annotation, biological process: detection of mechanical stimulus involved in sensory perception of sound; vestibular reflex. The transcript has 20 exons. Gene Ontology annotation, molecular function: mechanosensitive monoatomic ion channel activity. NCBI's taxonomy places the organism in Eukaryota, Metazoa, Chordata, Actinopteri, Scombriformes, Scombridae. The record is from RefSeq and is a predicted model, not a curated record.